UCAGGGUCAUUGGGGUCCCGGCUGCUGUGGGAGACACAGACCUCAUCCCCUUCUUGGAAAAUCUGGUGCAGCUUACCUGGGCUUAAAUGCGAAGGAAGCUCCUAUGCGUAUAGAAAGCGCAUACCGGCUUCCCAUGAGGGAAGCAGGCGGCGGUGCCCAGGUGGAUGGUGCUGGCACUGUGCUAAUGACCCUCUCCGAUUUCUGGGCCCGAGAGAGAAUUCUGCGGGCAGCACGGGCCUGCUGCACGACCAAAUUCCAAGGCCCCAAGGUCUCCUUCUUCCCCGACCUCAGCCCUGCCACACAUGCCCGGCGGCAGCGCCUCGUGGUGCUCAAGCAAGCGUUUGUGAAGGAGGGGGCUCAGGCCUACGUCCUGUACCCUGCCAAACUAAAGGUCCUGUGCCGGGGGCAAACCUAUGUCUUCAGAGACUGCACAUCUGCAGCCCGCCUGCUGGAUGAGAUCAGACAAGAACGGCUGACGAUGGCUUUGAUCCGCAACAGACUGGGGCUGCUGGUCCUCGGGGUCCUCGUCACCUUUGUCCUCUACCUGUUGCUCCCUGCAAUCCAGCACGAGAGGUUCACGUCCAGGGCAGGCAGCCACAAGGCCCAGGCCAGGGCUGAGGAGAAGGGCCAGCAAGAUGUCAAUGUCACCGUCCUAACAGGGACCAUUGCAGGGAGCCCGUCCAUCUUAUUCAGAGAAGGCUUCCUGCUCCAGAGAGCUGGGACUCCCAGCCCCAAAAGGCUGGAGGUGGUUUUUCUGCACGGCCAGGCUUUUACUUCGAAGACCUGGGAGGACCUUGGGACGCUGACCCUGCUCUCAGAGGAAGGAUAUCGCUCUGUUGCUAUCGACCUGCCUGGCUACGGCAACUCCCCACUUUCCGAUUCUGUCUCCACGGAGCAGGGCCGUGUCACCUUCCUGCUGCAUGUGCUGAAGGAGCUGGGGAUCCAGAGGCCAGUUCUGAUCAGCCCGUCCAUGAGUGGCCACUAUUCCGUCCCCUUUGUCCUAGUACAUGGGGCGCAGCUGAAGGGCUUUGUGCCCAUUGCGCCUGUGGGGACCCAGGAGUACACGGCCCAGCAGUACCAGCAGGUCCAGACACCGACUCUGAUCAUCUAUGGUGAGCGCGACUCCGGCCUGGGCGCUCAGUCCCUGCAGAGCCUGCAGCAGCUCCCGAAGCACAAAGUGGUGGUGCUGCCUGACGCCGGCCAUGCCUGCUACCUGGAGAAGCCUCGCGAGUUCCACGAGGUGCUGCUAGCCUUCCUGGGCGAGCUGCAGUGAACGUGGACCCACCUGGGGCCGGAGCCUGGCUGCGCUGAGCUUUGGCUGCGUGGCUGGGACGCUGACUCUCUGACCCCGUCAUUAAGGGCUGUGGGACUUGUCCGGGGGUGGGGAGUUCUCACCGCUGCCGCCCUCCUGGGUCUCUGAUCCUGCGGCAAGUCAGGCUGGAGGAGGUGUGGGAGCCAGGGGCUUGGUAAGGGACUUGUUGGAUGUUGUCAGCCUCUGCAGGGUGAUGUGCCAGGUGCUGGGAUUCUGCCUGCUUAGGGGCAUGAUUCUGCUGUGUGUGUCGGGAGGUAACCAGCCCCAUGCCAGCUUCUGGCUGUGCUCUCCUGUUGCACGAUCCUCGUGUUUGUUGUUUUCUCAUCCCCCUGCCUUGCCUCUCUGCAAGGAGCCCUCGCUAGGGCCAUGAACCGUUGCUGCUGAAUGAUGGGCUGGUGUGUUCGCCUGAGGGGUGGGGGACAGGCCAGGUGACUUUCUGGGGCUUGUUCCAAAGAGCGUCACUGUAGAGUAGCUGAGCAUCUCACUUGGCAGGGGCUGAGGUGCGGCGGGGCUUGGUCCCCACCAAUGGCUCCGAUGGGUUAGCGGUUGUGUCUGAUUGUUGUUUGUAGGGGGCGUUAAAUGGGCCCUUUGCCCGCAAAGCAAGGGCCGUUGGCAUGUUUCCGGGGGGGUGAAUGAUUUAACUCCUGGGUGGGUAAGCUGCUCUGACCAGGCCCAGAGGAGGGAGCUCUGUGGAGGAGUCUGGUAUGAGACCAAUAAACCAUUUGUACAGUG
This is a messenger RNA of Caretta caretta (loggerhead turtle), 2044 nucleotides long. It is a transcript of the gene ABHD14A, whose product is annotated as abhydrolase domain containing 14A. Gene Ontology annotation, cellular component: cytoplasm. Lineage: Eukaryota; Metazoa; Chordata; Testudines; Cheloniidae. The record is from RefSeq and is a predicted model, not a curated record.